Molecule: messenger RNA, 1324 nt
Organism: Antechinus flavipes (yellow-footed antechinus)
Lineage: Eukaryota; Metazoa; Chordata; Mammalia; Dasyuromorphia; Dasyuridae
Gene: CLDN24
Product: claudin 24
Exons: 1
Coding region: 1-657 (218 amino acids)
Biological process (GO): cell adhesion; bicellular tight junction assembly
Cellular component (GO): bicellular tight junction; plasma membrane
Molecular function (GO): structural molecule activity
Source: RefSeq, a predicted model, not a curated record
AUGGUUUUAAUCUUCAAGAGAGUAAUUCAAUUAGUUGGGCUUUCAUUAUCUUUAUUGGGAUGGAUUUUGUCCUGUCUCACAACUUACUUGCCGCAGUGGAAGAUUCUUAAUUUAGAGCUAAAUGAAAUGGAGAACUGGACCAUGGGACUCUGGCAGACUUGCGUUUUCCAAGAGGAAGUGGGGAUGCAAUGUAAGGAUUUUGAUUCAUUCUUGGCUUUGCCUACUGAGCUGAAGAUCUCCAGGAUUUUAAUGUUUCUGUCAAAUGGGUUUGGAGUUUUGGGCCUGCUUGUGUCUGGGCUUGGUUUGGAUUGUUUGAGGAUUGGAGAAGGGCAAGGAGAACUCAAGAAGCGGCUGAUGAUCCUGGGAGGAAUUCUGCUAUGGCUUUCAGGAAUUACAGCUCUCAUUCCGGUGUCUUGGGUUGCCCACAUCACAGUUCAGGAAUUUUGGGAUGAAACCAUUCCAGAUAUUGUCCCCAGAUGGGAGUUUGGAGUAGCUCUCUUUGUUGGUUGGGUUGCUGGAUUUUCUCUUUUGCUUGGAGGGUUUCUACUUAACUGUGCAGCCUUUUCAACUGAAACUCCUUCGGGCCACUACACAGUGGCAGAAACGCAAGCUCAGUGUCCUCACCUGGAAGCUGGAAACACAGAUCCUAAAGUGUAGGACUUUUUGGAAAAAAAGGGGGGUGGUGAGAGACGUUUUGUUUUAUUGUGGAAAUGUGAUGCAAAAGAACUUAAUUUUAUCCAAAUGAAAGGGUUCUUUGUUACCUAACAAAGUGUCUGCAUCUCAGAUUUUCUCAUUUGAUAAGUUGAUUUCCAAGCAACAUUUCCCCCCCUUGGGAGGAUGAGAAGGAACCUUAUGUUUAAGGAAAAUCAUUAUAUCUAAUGAGAUUUUUACAUAGAGGUGGGCAAAUACUUUACUUUGGUCUGCUAAUACAAAUGAAGAGUAUUCUUUUGGCUGUGCAGUAGUCAGUUCAGCUCCUUACUUGACAGCAAGUUUGACUUUGAAAACUUUUUGUUGGCAGUUAGGAACUAAUCAGCUUCUCUCUCCUUAGAAAAGCAACCCAGAUUAUUAAAGUAUUCUCCAAUGAAUAAUUACACCCAAGACUGAUGCUACAGUAUUACUUCCCCAAUCCUUACUUCAGUCUCUUGAGCAAUCCAAUAUUACCUGAACACGCAACAGAGGGGUUUUGUAUCCAAUAAAUUAUGAGGCACUAUUCCCGACUUUUCUUUUUCUUUCUUUCUUUUUUUUAAAUGAAAGCAAAGACUCUUAGGACUAAUAUUCUGUUAUUAUAGUCAUUGGUCAGGCCAAUGUUUCACCCCUUCCAUAA